Corylus avellana is the source of this 1436-nucleotide messenger RNA. RefSeq lists its product as uncharacterized. Gene Ontology annotation, biological process: transmembrane transport. The record is from RefSeq and is a predicted model, not a curated record. NCBI's taxonomy places the organism in Eukaryota, Viridiplantae, Streptophyta, Magnoliopsida, Fagales, Betulaceae.
UUUGCUUCCUGCGCAUUCGAAGACCGCUGGAACUUUCUGAAACGUUCUUUUCCAUUAACAGCGACGGUGGCAGUGCCCAAGAGGUGCGAAAAUCAUUACUGUAAAGCCAUUGCUGACGAAGUAGAGACCUUUGGGACACAUACAAAUCUGACAUGGCUGUGGAAGCCGAGGCUGCAGCUGCUCCAGGAUUGGCCCUUUCUGACACCGACAUCAAUUGGGACAGGUUGGACAAGACAAGGUUUCAUAUUAUCGGGGCUAUACUGUUUACAGCCCAAAUAUCCUUGUUACAUCCUACAGCAGUUGUAAAGACUAGAAUGCAAGUAGCUGGUUCUGGUCUCUCUCACAUGCGUGGUAUUUCAGUAUUUAAACAGAUAUUGAAGAUUGAUGGUGUCCCUGGCAUCUAUCGAGGUUUUGGCACUUCUGCUAUCGGAUCGUUGCCUGGUAGGGUCUUGGCUUUGACAUCACUUGAAGUAUCAAAAAAUAUGAUGUUAAAAUACACUGAAGGUCUAGAUAUGGCUGAAGCAACACGAGUUGGCAUUGCAAAUGGAGUGGCAGGCAUGUUCUCAAAUUUAGUUUCUUGUGCGUACUAUGUGCCUUUGGAGGUGGUCGGCCAGAGACUAAUGGUACAAGGGCUUCCUGGGACGACAGUCUGUAAUGGACCAUUUGAUACUGUACGUAAAGUGAUAAAGGCUGAAGGGUUCCGUGGUUUGUAUAGAGGCUUUGGAUUGACAGCUGUGACACAGUCCCCAGCAGCCGCACUUUGGUGGGGUGCAUAUGGAGCUGCCCAACAUAUGAUUUGGAGAAGCUUGGACUACAGAGAUGAUAUGGACAAAAAACCAUCCCAUAUGGAGAUGGUGACAGUUCAGGCAACAGCAGGAAUGGUAGCUGGUGCUUGUUCAUCAGUUAUCACCACUCCCAUUGACACUGUAAAGACACGACUGCAGGUCAUGGAUAAUUAUGGUGUUGGAAGACCAUCAGUACUCAAGACAACGAGGGCACUCCUUAUGGAAGAUGGAUGGCGGGGCUUCUAUAGAGGGUUUGGACCUCGAUUCUUAAAUAUGUCACUCUAUGGAACAACAAUGAUUGUUACCUAUGAACUGAUAAAGAGAAUAUCCGUGAGGCAAUAAUCAGAUCUUGAGCUGGAGGCUGUGCAAGUUGUCUUGCGUUAACCCUGAUGAUGUUGUUUGAACUGCAAGGAAGCCGAUUCUGGCAAGUUUUUCCGCUGCAAGUUAUUCAAAUUCUGAAACUGAGGAAAUGGAGACGUCCCUUCAGGUUUUGUAUGACACCAUGGGAAUGCUUGAAAUGAUUGCUUAUUCUUCUCCUGUAUGAGGUCAUUGGAUUGUAAAUCAUUGACCCAAAAAGAACAUCGUGUUACUUGAAACGAUUUUUGUAAGACCGCUGGUUAUUACACCAUGAAUAAAAGUACAAUUCAGCCA